This is a messenger RNA of Sus scrofa (pig), 6634 nucleotides long. It is a transcript of the gene PCARE, whose product is annotated as photoreceptor cilium actin regulator. The record is from RefSeq and is a predicted model, not a curated record. Gene Ontology annotation, biological process: photoreceptor cell outer segment organization; protein localization to photoreceptor outer segment. Lineage: Eukaryota; Metazoa; Chordata; Mammalia; Artiodactyla; Suidae. Gene Ontology annotation, cellular component: photoreceptor outer segment; photoreceptor inner segment.
CCCAAGAUAGUAAAAGCUGAGAAGUUCUAUAUUAGAACACACUGUGAGUGCUGCCCGGCGAGGGCAUGAUUAACCUAAUAGGCUUAAAGUUCCACUUGCCAUGCGCAUCUGUCGGGACACGAGCAAAAUGCAGGCCCCGUAAUCCACGGAAUCCAGGAGACUGAAGUCCUUUAGAAUUGCCCUGUUGCUCACUAGCAGGAGAGGGUUCAAAACUUAGACGCCAGCAGCACGGCAGCAUCCCUGCCUCUACACGGUGGGAGCGAGGAAGUCAAGAAAGCUGGUUCCAAGUUUAGGAUGGUGCACCUUGGACUUUGAAGGCUUCUGGCCUGGAAACUGCCUGGAUGGACUCGUAAGACUGCCUUUUGUUCUUAUGUGAAAUAUGAUUCUCUGAAAACCGUGAGGGUUGCAGGUGGGAGAUGACUGCCAGCUGACAUCAUGGGAUGUGCACCUUCCCACAGUGACAUUGUUAACAGUGUUGCCAAGAGCGGCAUCCAGCUUUUUAAAAAGCCCAAAGCAAUUUUGCCAGGACAUCAGGGGGCCAGGGAAAGGUGCGCCAUCCCUUUGCUGAUUCAAAGCUCCACCUGCUAUGACUCUGGAGGGGACUUUUCCCAGGGACAGAGGCCAGCAGCAGAGCAGCCAAGUCCAAGGUGGACCCAGACCAUCGCGGAAAGUCUUUGCCAGCUCCCCAGGGAUCCCACUUCAGGCAAAAGGAAAAACAUGGAAGGACUGACCCCAGAGAACAACGUCUCUGCAUCGCAGCUUCACAAACCACAAAGCUACAAGGCUACGGGCAUCGCACUCGGGAGACAGAGCUCGCGCGGGUCACAAGAGGCAGCCUUUCCUGGGGAGGAGAGCGAAGAAAGUAAUACCCAGGAGACUUCCCAAGGGGAGAAGAGGACCCAGUGUCACAGGUCGGGCACACGGCACCAUUGCUGCCAAACCCUCCUUCCACUCCAUGAAUCGGAGUGCAAAGUGGACUUCCCCGAGCCCCUGGUGAAAGCCCACCAGCACGCCUACACCUAUCUGCACUCCUGCCUCUCCAAAUAUGAAGCAAUUCUGAGCAUCACUCAUCGUGCCACCCAGACCCAGGAGCUGCUGCAGCCCAUGGUCGGCUUCCUGUUGCUGUGUUUUGAGGAGGUCAACCAGCUCCUGGGGGAGAUCUCCAAGGAUGGAGAAGAGCUCCUCCAGGAAGUUCGAGAGGAUGUGGCUUGGCCGUGGAGGAAAGGAGAGCCCCAGGAGCAGCCCGAUCUGCUGCAGCAGCUCCUGCAGUACACAGUCAGCAAGCUGCAGGCGCUCAGUGGCCCGGUGGCCUCGCUCACCGGGAGCCUCCUGGAGGGCUCCGGCAGCUACCUCCACGCCGCCACAGGCCACCUGGGGAGCAAGCUGAGCACGAAGAGGGCUGCGGAGGAACGCCUCCUGAGGGCUCUGGGACAAUUGGAGAGCUUGGCGAGUAGCCACAGUGACCCUGAAGCGCAGGGCCUACCCCUGUGCUCUGAGGACAGUGGCAUUGGUGCUGACGAGUCUGUGCAGCUGGCGGACAAGCUGGGCAAGCAAGCCAGCUGGGACUUGGUGCCAGAGCCUGCCGAAUGGAAGCCAGUGAUUUUACCCACAGCAGAGGCCAGGCUGUCAGGACACGUCUGGCAGCCAAGUCCAUUCCAGAUGCGUUCAGAUGGACCCCAGGACUGUCCACUCUCAAGGCCCCCUAUAGCAAAGGUUCAGCCAGCUGUACAGAGCAGAUCCGGGAGCCCCUGGGCCUCCAGCACAGGCCCAGAAAAUACCACCUCCAGGCCCUGGGGCAUUGGCCAAACUGUCACACCCGAUUCCCUUGGGGCAGGGAUUUCCGGGGAAGCACACUUUCCUAGAGGCUGCCGGUGGAUGGACACUCCGCCCCUCAGUGGAGGUGAGGACAGCAGCCCCGAGGAGGAGGAAGAGGAAGAGGAAGGGAGCUGCCUGAGUCCACGUGAGUGGCAGGAAAACGCUCCCCCUCCAAGGCCUCGAUCUUCACCUGCCGGUGCCCAAAGCCCAUUUCAGCCACACCCCCGGAGGCUGAGGAGCCCCCAGGCCCAGGAGAUGAUUCUGAAGAUGAAGCAGGCCAUCAGUGAAAGGAUCAAGUUUGUCCCUGUGCCCUCUGGGCACCAGGACUGGACAGAGGAAGAAGAGAAGGCGACAGUGCCACCGAGACCUAGCACUGCCAGCGGCAGCCGGAGGGCCCCCUCGAGGCACAGGAGGUCCCAGUCCGAGGGGUGUCUUAAGAGCCACAUGGAGGACCCCACCCUCCAGGAGCUGCGGGGGGUCCAGAGAGAGCUCAGCCGGAGGCUGGAGGCAUUUUACGCCCUGGACUCAGGACAGCAGGUGCAGAGCCGGGAACAGGUUCUGCAGCCCCGCGCAGCAGCACUGAGGCCAGACACCCACUGCAGGGUCACCCCGAGCAACACCAUCAGCAAGCUGAAGGCAUCCCUCACCAAGAACUUCAGCAUUUUGCCAAGUCAGGACAAAAGCAUCCUGCAGAAAUGCUGUCCCCACCCUGAGGGGGAACAGCCCUGGCAGAGAAAAGCUGAGGGGCUUCCAAGGGCCGCUCCGUCCGGGGAGAGGGCCUGUGAGGCCCCCGAAGCCAGGGACUGGAAGGUCAGGAGCUGUCCCCCCAGAACCUCAGUCAAGAAACUCAUUGAAACUUUUAGUCCCAUGGAGAGUCUGAGAACACCGGGGGAUGCCAAGGAUGCUAGGCUGAGCCCCUACCUCAGGAAGUGGGGAGUCCCCACCAUGCCUCCCAGGUUCCCCAUUUACAGGGGGCUUGCCCCUUUGUAUCCAAAGCCCCGAAUUUCUCCAGCAGCAGGUGGAGAAUCUCUCAGGAUGGGCUCAGGCUCAGGCUGGAGGCCCUUCGCGCCCAUCUUUCCGCCUCUGCUCACAGCAGAAGCCUCCGAGACUGAGGACCUCGACUGUGGGACAGAGGACAACCCAGAGCUGCUCCCUCCACCGCCUCUGGAAAUCCUGAUGGACAAAUCAUUUACCUCUCUGGAGCCCCCAGAAAGCAGCAAGCUGGCGGAGAGCUGCCUUGAAGAGACCCACAUGCCAGCUGGGAGGGCCUGCCCUGCCCGGAGAAUGUGGGCUUCCCCAAAGCUAAGAGCCUCCAUGAGCCCCACUGACCUGCUGCCCAGCAAGAGCAUGGCCACCCUCCCCAGGGCCCACAGCGCAGAGCUGGGGAGCAGCAAGAGCGGCUGCGGUCCCGGAAAGCUCGCCCUGGACCUCAACCCCCCGACGGCAGCCAACAGAGACCCAGAGGUGCAGGGAGACAGGGCUCAGAGCCAGGUACGAGCAGACAGGACCACGAGCCUCUCCAAGCAUCCCCGGAAGGCCAUGCACUGGCACCAUUCCAGCCACACAUCCGGACCGAGCAGGACCUCAGAACCCAGCCCAGCCCGACCAAUGCGAGGACUGCAUUCUCCUGAGGCCCCAAGGCAGAACCAAGAGAGAAGCCCCACCCUGGUCAGAAAGACCUCUCCCACAAGAGCACACUGGACACCCAGAGUGGACAGGAGGCAUGCAAGCCUGCCCUCCUCUCACAGACCCACCCAGCCAAGUGUCCCCAGUGUGCACGGGUCCCCUAGCCCACCACUCAGCCCUCCGGUGAGCCCCAGGGUGCUGAGCCCCCCAACAAUGAAGAAACGAGCUUCCCCUCCCCCCCAGCACAAGCCGCCCAGCCCGCCCCCAGCAAGCCCACCCGCCCAGCCCAAGGUCUCCAGCCCCCCUGCCCAGUGCACAGAAGCCAGCUCCCCUGCCUCGGGCCCCUCCCCAUCUCCCCCAGCAUCUCCCAGUCAGGGGCCCAAGGAAACAGGAGAUUCUGAAGACAAUCAGGCAGCCACGGCCAAAGCAUCUGGGAACUCGUGUUCCAUUUUCUGCCCAGCCACCUCCUCUCUGUUUGAAACUAAAUCACCGUUCUCAACAGAGCACCCACUCCUCGCCCCACCAUCACUGCCACCUGAAGCUGCGGUCCCUCGGGGGAACCCCACGGGAGGCUGGAGGAGCAGCUCGGGGCCACGGCUGAGGGCGGACUCACAGCGAGGGACAGCUCUGGGGGCCCUCAACCCUCAGCCUUUCGUCAGAAGGACAGAUUCUGACCGCCGGCCAGGCGUCCGCCUUCUCCUGCCUGUCCCAGGCACCACCAGCAACACGUGUGAUGCCCCGCUUGGUCAGAGCAGCAGCAGUGAGGAGGGCCCCAAGGACGCAGAGCCAUGGAGCAGCCCCCGUGCCCCGGAACCGAAGGGCGGCGGCAGAGGAGCGUCCCCCACAGAGCUCUGCGUGCUGGGCCACGGGCUGCAACGGGAGGCCGGCACUGGCCACGCACAGGACAAGCCCCAGCAGAAGGAAGUGGCCUGACAGGCGGGCCAACUGACUCACACAGAUGCCAGUCACCCCAGAAGACAAGGGUGACAGCCAAGCAUCAGGCAGCCCCUUAAAGGGUGGGCCAGCCCCACCUGAGGGGUCCUGGACAGGCCUGGAAGGGGCACUGCCCAGAGGGUCUGCUAAAGUCUUUAACAUCAGUGUUUUCAGUCCUAGAUCCCCGUUUGCCUUGGGGGUUCAAAGAUGAACUAUAACUUUGGACCCUAUUACGACAGUCUUUAGUCCGUCAAGGGCUGGCCUUACUUUAGAGGGCGAAUGCUUGACGAGCUGGGUGUUUUACUGGGAUGCGCUCCAUGAAACCAUUUAAGUCUUUCAACAGUGAACACAGCAGAUCGCAUCCUCCAGGGUUUGGUGGAACGAAAACCAAAGCAGUGCCCCACGCCCAUUCGCCCCCACCCCCAAGUGUCUUGCCUGAGGUACACAGCCAGGAGAAGAGCAGAGCAAACUCGAACAGGGGUGCCUGGCUCUGGCGUCUAUUGUCUUUCAUAACUUUUUUUUAAAAAUAUUUCAUUGCCCUUGACUGUUUCAUGCCUCCAGUUGCCUAAAGCGUACAUACUUGCACAAAUGGUUGGAAAGCGUUAGGGUAUUUUUUGUUUUUUGGGUUUUUUUUUUUUUUUUUAAGGUUAAAUAGUGACACAGCAUUCAAAUGCCCAUCAUGAGCUCUGUUUAGAAGCUGAUGGCUCCAGAGGUAAGAAGCCUGGGGUGGGAUUAAACUCCACCCACCCUCUUCCUCCUUCUUUCCCAACUCGGCUCCAAAGCCCUAAGAGCAAAAUUUCCAGCCCAUCAGUGCAGCCCUGCUCCUCUCCAGCUAAGCGUGUCUCAAAUGCUCUGCCCUACGCAUCCACAUGCCUCUCAGACUGAGUGGGUACCACCAAGUCUCCCAAACAAGGCAGCCUAUUCUCUGCACCCUCUGGGGUGGGGGCUGGAGCUCAGAAGGACAUGUGGGUAAGGCACAGGCACACACACACACACACACACACACACACACACACACACACACACACACACACACCAGUCUCCCCCAGCUCAAUACCCAUAUCAUCUGCAGAACUUCUGCUGGAGUUGAAAUUGAAGUGAAGAACGGGCGUUCGUGCCAAAAACCUGCUUCUCUCAAUGAGCUAGAUAUUUGCUGCAGAUUUUGGAAUUUUUCCACUGGAGGCUGUGGAGUGCUUUCUAUUUAGAAAAGAAUUUGCAGUAAUUGGGUGAUUCAGUGCCAGCUCAGUGGGUUGUCAAAAGACAAGAAUUCUCACCCACAGGGUAGAGCUAGGGGGCAAACCUCCAGAUCUGCUGCAAAGCUGAUUUUUUACAUUUGGGGAAAUUAUAGACUUCAAGUCCUUUCUUGUUGAAAUGGAUCAUGACUCAAGAACAUGUCAUACUGAGCCCUGAGGACUAAGCUGCCUCCCCAAGGAAUAGGCCGUGGCUCAAAGUCAGGUCAUGAAUAACUGGACAAGUUAUUUUAUUUGAAUAACUAGACAGGUAAUAACUGACUUGUCCAGUUAUUCAACAGAGGUGACAGGCACCAUCUUUUCAAAGGCAAAAAACCAGGUGAUUAAACUACCAAGAAGGGGCACAACUGGCCCCCCUCUUGGGAAGAUCUGUGCACACUCACGUGUGCUGUGUAACGGCACGAACUCUCAGAGCAGAGCUUGGGCACCCACAGGCAGGAGGGGGCCCCCAAGAACCACCUGGGCUGCAGGAAAUGGGAGGAAGUCUAGCUACCCAGCCAGGUAAGUGCGUGAGAACAGCCUGCCUUAGGACACUUGUCUGAGAUAGAGCUGGGCUGCACGCUCACAGUGUGGGGAGCGAGGGAGCGGGGUGGGGGGGGGGGCUGGCAGGCUGGCAUUCAGGAAGCCAGCAGUGCAGAGAGACCCAGCGCAGAGGGAGAAGAAUUGGUCAGAAAGGGGACCUGCCCUGUGCCAGCUUAGAGGCCGGCUUCCUGGAGGUCUAAAGGGACACUGCAGAGGCCCAGCUGCUGGGAGCCUGGACAGGGACACAGCUGAUGAGACCAGGGUACAACGUGGGGGUAUGAUCCCAGGGACGGCAAAAAGUCUAGCGACUGGAUCCAAGAUAAGAAAUGGGGGCUAGAUCCACAAGAAUGGGUGGUGAGGCUAAGUCUUCAGCCCCCCACCCCCACCCUUAAAGGGCUUGGUCUUAAAGAUUUGAGGCUUGGAGCUCCUGUCGUGAUUCAGCGGUUAACGAAUCUGACUAGGAACCAUGAGGUUGAGGGUUCGAUCCC